UGUAAUUUUUCCGCUUUACAAUUUUGCACCUUCUGGUCUAUUCUGGCCGUUAUAUUGAUCGAUGUCAGUGAAGAACGCUUGAACGCGAGUCAUUUUCUUCUUCUUCGUGGUUUAUUACGUGCUACAUGAUUCGCCGUUUCCCCCAAUCCUAUCCUGAAGCCUCACCAUUAGGGCUGCUUCGGGUUUCUCAAUUCCAAUUUCCAUUAUCUCCCAAUUUCUAGGGCUUUUUGGUCGUUGCCAGAUUCAUUCAUUCCUUCCUUCCAAUUUCUGUUGUCGUAAUAAUUUCCCCCAAAAUGUUCAACAAGAUCAUAAAGCUCGCCCACAAGAAAUGCUCCAAACUCGAAUUCCUCGAAAACGGACAGCAAUUCUACGAAGUAGUCAUCAAACAUGCGUCUCGUUCCGCCACCGCCACCCCCGCUACCGUCAAUUCCGAUUCUCAACACCCUCCACCGUCGUCGCUUCUUCCCAACCCAACCGCAAUUGAGUCACUACCGCCACUGCGAGACGUCGACGUUUCGGAACGCCCGGCUCUGUUCCUCCGCAAAAUCCAAGUGUGUUGCUUCUUGUGCGAUUUCUCAGAUGUCCUCAAGUACGUUUACGAGAAGGAAACUAAGCGCCAAACACUCGAGGAGCUCGUCGAAAUCAUCCAAUCAGGCUCCUUCGGAUUCACCGAAAAUCAAGAAGACUUGAUCAACAUGGUCUCCGUUAACAUUUUCCGUUGUUUCCCUCCAUCAUCUCUCAACACACAGAAUGUGGAUCCUGAAGACGAUGAAAAAUAUCAGGAACCAUCGUGGCCGCAUUUGCAGCUUGUGUAUGAAAUCCUUUUGCGUUACAUUGUGUCGCCCGAGACUGAUAUCAAGACUUCCAAGCGCUACAUUGACCACAUCUUUGUCUUGAAGCUCAUUGAGUUAUUUGACUCCGAGGACCAGCACGAGCGCGAGUAUUUGAAGACCAUUCUUCACCGCAUUUAUGGCAAGUUCAUGGUGCACAGGCCCUUCAUAAGGACAGCCAUCAACAAUGUGUUCUAUCGGUUUAUAUUUGAAACGCAGAGGCAUAAUGGUAUUGCCGAGUUGCUGGAGAUUCUGGGAAGUAUUAUCAAUGGCUUUGCAUUGCCAAUGAAAGAGGAGCACAAGCUGUUUUUCAUUCGGACUCUUAUACCGCUUCACAAACCAAAAACUUUUUCCUCUUAUAACCAACAACUGUCUUAUUGCGUGGUUCAGUUUGUUGAGAAAGACAACAGGCUGGCUGAUCCUGUGAUCAAGGGGAUGUUGAAGUACUGGCCUGUCACGAAUUACCAAAAGGAAGUGUUUUUUCUUGCAGAAUUGGAAGAGAUUAUUGAGGCAAUUCAAUAUCCUGAGUUUGUACAUUGCACAGUCUCUCUUUUUAGGCAGAUUGGACGCUGCCUUAACAGUCCUCACUUUCAGGUUGCUGAACGAGCACUUUACUUGUGGAAAAAUGAGCAGAUUAUAAGUAUAGUAUCCCAGAAUCGAAAUGUUAUAUUGCCAGUAAUCUUUGAAGCUCUGGAAAAUAACUUGAAAAGCCAUUGGAACCGAGCAGUGCUUGGGCUAACAGCCAAUGUGAGGAAGAUGUUUCUGGAGAUGGAUGCCGAAUUGUUUGAAGAGUGUCAAAAACAGUACUUAGAGAAGGAAGCCAGGGCUAGAGAGUUGGAAGAGAAGAGGGAGUUAACAUGGAAGAAAUUGGAGGCAGUGGCUGCACAAGCCGUGAGGGAUGACAUGGUUUUGGUUAAGUAAGUUGGUACUGCUUUUUUGGUGAACUAAUAUUCGGAGGAAGAAGAGAUUGUCUUAGCAAACAACACGAGUCUCAGGGAGCAUUUAUAAUUUUAAUGAAUCAUACCCCAGACGGUAAAUUCCGUUUGGUUUUCCUGUUUUGAAUCAAGUUAGUAGUUUGCAGACAAACUAGCAUGUAUAGUAGUAAUAUUUAACGUCCUAAUGAUCGGUCGAUAAUAACAUCUACGGAUUCUCACA
Messenger RNA from Glycine soja, 1985 nucleotides. RefSeq names its product serine/threonine protein phosphatase 2A 57 kDa regulatory subunit B' beta isoform-like. Gene Ontology annotation, molecular function: protein phosphatase regulator activity. The coding region runs from base 294 to 1751 and encodes 485 amino acids. Lineage: Eukaryota; Viridiplantae; Streptophyta; Magnoliopsida; Fabales; Fabaceae. Gene Ontology annotation, cellular component: protein phosphatase type 2A complex. The transcript is spliced from 3 exons. Gene Ontology annotation, biological process: signal transduction. The record is from RefSeq and is a predicted model, not a curated record.